This is a messenger RNA of Galleria mellonella (greater wax moth), 834 nucleotides long. It is a transcript of the gene NPF2, whose product is annotated as pro-neuropeptide Y-like. The transcript has 3 exons. Gene Ontology annotation, cellular component: extracellular region. NCBI's taxonomy places the organism in Eukaryota, Metazoa, Arthropoda, Insecta, Lepidoptera, Pyralidae. Bases 165 to 446 code for a protein of 93 amino acids. Gene Ontology annotation, molecular function: hormone activity. The record is from RefSeq and is a predicted model, not a curated record.
UCUAGUGACGGCUGUGUCCGCGCCGCCCACCUGUAGCCCACAGAUGGCAGCCCGCGGGCGCGAGUCAUAAAAGCGCGCGCGUGUAUAUGCGUCGCUCACUACACUAGUACGGCACGCGUCGGCAACUACACUACGGGACGCCACCGCACUACGUAACAGCCACAAUGCGACUUCUUCUAUCCGCCAUUUUGUUGAUGUCCGCCAUCUUGUCGUGCGCGACGCAAGCGCAGUACCCGCGCCCACGCCGCCCCGAGCGCUUCGACACAGCGGAGCAGAUCUCCAACUACCUGAAGGAGCUACAGGAGUAUUACUCCGUACACGGUAGAGGAAGAUACGGAAAACGGCAAAUGCACAUAGCGGACGCAUCUGUAAUUUUCAGAGAGACGCCAUUUAUGGACCAUUCCAUAAAUGAGGACGUACUAUUUAAAAACCUCGGAUAUAAGUAAAACAUGGACUAAUUAAAUACAUAUUAAUAUUAUCUAAACAGAAAUUGACCGUUUAUAAUGACGAUAUUGUUUGAUCAACCUUUUUGGCGGGAAAGUCUAUGGUGUCCUUUUUUAACUGUGCGUACUAGACUUAGACAUGCUAUUCAUAAUGCCAUAAAAAGUUACUAGUCGAAUUAGUAUGUAAACACUGUCCAUGUUACUUUCUAGUCAAUUAUUGUUAGUUUUACGUGAUUUAGAUGUUAAUAUCCCUAAGUCUAGUUUUCAGGCUGGGUGAAAACUAAUAAUAGGGGUGCUAACUCAAGUAAACAUUAAUUUAUAAGAAUUGAGAAAUAAUAACGGUAUGAAAUAUGUAUUAAAUGGUAAUAAGGAAAUACAACACUGUAUCAUG